AUGAGUCACUACAAUCAGACGUCGCCACCGCCUACGCCGACAUUUUUGAAGCUCACCUUUCCUAUACCACGUGUCGUGCUUGUCACGAUGGACAGACCAUCAGCGAUGAACUGCAUCAACGCCGCCGGGGCGGAAGAGCUAGCAGCUGUGUGGUCCUGGCUGGAUUCAGAGCCCAAUCUGACCGUUGCGGUACUGACUGGCGCCGGCGAUAAAGCUUUCUCAGCGGGCGCGGAUCUGAAGGAAUGGGCGCAAUCACUAACACCAGGCGCCGCACCACGGCGGGUGACCAAAGCAAAGGGAGUAGGUCUCAGCAGACGUAGAGGCAAAAAGCCCGUCAUCGCUGCUGUGAAUGGAUUGGCACUCGGAGGCGGAACCGAGUUCGCAGUCAAUUGUGAUCUUGUGGUAGCCGCCGAGAGGGCCGAGUUCGGUUUACCUGAGGUGACACGAGGAGUUGCGCCGUUCGCUGGGGCAUUGCCGAGACUCAUCAGGAGUAUAGGAUUGCAGAGGGCCAGUGAGUUCGCGUUGACAGGACAAAGGAUUUCCGCGACGAAGGCACUGGAAUGGGGUCUGGUCAACAAGGUUGUGCCGCAAAUGGAUGUGGUGAAGGAGGCACUGAGAUAUGCAGAACUCAUUGCGACAAACAGUCCGGACAGUAUCAUUUGCACCCGAUCAGGACUUAGGGAAGGAUGGGCCAAAGCCGAUGUCGAACAUGCAGUGCAAACGACGCAUGACAACGAGUUCGCCGAGCUGCAGAAGGGAGAGAAUAUCAAAGAAGGGUUGGCGGCUUUUGCAGAGAAACGCAAACCGAGGUGGAAGCCAGCGAGGCUCUGA
Cyphellophora europaea CBS 101466 is the source of this 831-nucleotide messenger RNA. RefSeq lists its product as uncharacterized. NCBI's taxonomy places the organism in Eukaryota, Fungi, Ascomycota, Eurotiomycetes, Chaetothyriales, Cyphellophoraceae. The coding region runs from base 1 to 831 and encodes 276 amino acids. The transcript has a single exon. Gene Ontology annotation, biological process: fatty acid beta-oxidation. Gene Ontology annotation, cellular component: mitochondrion. The record is from RefSeq and is a predicted model, not a curated record. Gene Ontology annotation, molecular function: enoyl-CoA hydratase activity.